Messenger RNA from Pyricularia grisea, 279 nucleotides. RefSeq lists its product as uncharacterized. The record is from RefSeq and is a predicted model, not a curated record. The transcript has 2 exons. The coding region runs from base 1 to 279 and encodes 92 amino acids. Lineage: Eukaryota; Fungi; Ascomycota; Sordariomycetes; Magnaporthales; Pyriculariaceae.
AUGACAUCCGACGGCCCUCUGGCUAUUGUCACAUACCGGAGGCGCGAGAGUAGUCACCACGACGUAGCCGUUAUCGACAUAGCCGCCGUCACCGUAAGCCUCGGGGUUAGUUUCGCAGCUGCGGCCGUCCAGCUGGGCUUGUUCCUGGACGGCACACUUGUCCUGGCGGCGACGUGGGGAUCGUCCCCGCAGCUGCGAGCGUCGAGUUCAGCCCCGGUGCUGGAGGUGGGCAGAUUGGGUCAUGGAAUAGCCCACCAACUACGGCAACUGCGGUCUUGA